AAAAGGCCUUUUUGUGUCUUCCAACAACCUCACCUCUAUAAACCCCUGUUGUAGCUAGGUGAUUUUUCAACACUGGACAUGGUAGACUUAUGGUUGCUGUUCUCCCACACCUGGUCCUGCUGGCCUUUUGGCAGAGGUAUGCACUGCUUUAGUUGAGUAGUUCUCUUCCCCCCUCCUUACAACUGCUUCUGCAUUCCUCAUACGUUAGUGCAAACAAAGAAACAAGACAGUUUCCUAACCCAAGAAAGGCAGACAGACUGUGAGAAUGUACGGUUUUGCAGUUUUAGAUUCGUUUCAGUCUUGACUUCGUUAUGAUAACUGGGUGAAAAAAAGAAGAAGGAAUUUGCUUCUUCCACCUUGAUGCUAGAAAAACUUGGUCAACAUUCUGUGGUCAAUAUUCAGCAGAAGUCACACUGAAGAAGCUAGAGAUUUCUGGAUAGAACACUUCUCCAGGCAUUUGUAGGUCCUCCAGCGCAAUUCCAUGGUCAUCUUCUUAAAAAAUAGUUUUUUUUUAAUUCAUGGUUUUCCCACUUUCACGGAGGUCCUGUGCCCCUAAACCCAGUGAAUGUGGAGGGCUCAUUGUAUUUCUGUGCUCACCUCUGGCCUGCAAUAGGAAGAGGACUCAAAGGUGGAUGCUGCUGUGCACACUUACUUGGGAGUAGAUCCUGCUGAACCCAGUAGUGCUCAUAUCUAAUACUUUCCAAAAGCACGAAGGAACACUCCCCAUCCUUCCAACAAUGGUGGCUGCCCCCAGGACAAUAAUGCCAUGCCUUUGGCUCCUAGCCCUUCCUGUCAAAGUGUGCUUGGCUCAGGUGACUCCACCACCACCACCAGGGUGUGGAAAGGACUUGAAAUCCAUCUACUACAAUCUCUGUGACCUCUCAAUAGCUUGGGGCAUUGUGUUGGAGGCAGUGGCCAGUUUUGGCGUUGUGACCAGCUUUGUCCUCACCGUUGUCCUAGUGGCCAGCCUGCCUUUUGUCCAAGACUACCGGAAGAAAAGCUUGAUAGGGACUCAAGCCUUCUUUCUGUUUGGCACCUUUGGGCUCUUCUGUCUGACCUUUGCCUUUGUCGUCAAGCAAGAUUUUUCCACAUGCACCUCACGCCGCUUCCUUUUUGGUGUCCUUUUUGCCAUAUGCUUCUCUUGUCUGGUGGCCCAUACCGUCAGCCUCAAUUUCCUUUCCCGACGAAAUCAUGCUCCACGGGGAUGGAUUGCCUUUGGCAUGGCUUUACUCCUAGUCUUGGUGGAAGUCAUAAUCAAUGCUGAGUGGCUCAUUAUCACUGUAGUGAGGAGCGACAAUGAGUCUAAGGACCCCUGCAAUGUGAGCAAUGAAGACUUUGUCAUGGCUCUCAUCUACGUUAUGGUCUUGCAAGUUGCCGCCUUUGUUGCUGCUUGGCCUGUCUUGUGUGGCCGCUACAAGCACUGGAGGAAACAUGCAAUUUUCAUUCUCCUUACCACCUCACUCUCCAUGGCCAUUUGGAUAGUGUGGAUUGUUAUGUAUGUUUAUGGCAACCUACAGGAAGGGGGCACAGCUUGGGAUGACCCCACACUGGCGAUUGCUCUUGUUUCCAAUGCCUGUGUUUUUGUUUUCUUUUAUAUCAUCCCUGAGAUUUCUCAAGUGAUCAGGCCUGGGCCAGAGCAGGCCUAUGAGGAUGAUGUCUACCCCACCCGGGGAGUGGGGUAUGAAACGAUUCUCAAGGAACAAAAGUCUCAGAGCAUGUUCGUGGAAAACAAGGCCUUCUCAAUGGAUGAACCUUCUUCAGCCAAAAAGCCUGUGUCCCCAUACAGUGGAUACAACGGGCAACUACUGACGAGCGUGUAUCAACCCACAGAGAUGGCUCUGAUGCAUAAAGGACCUUCUGAGGGCCCAUACGAUGUCAUCCUCCCUCGUGCCACAGCUAACAGCCAAGUGAUGGGCAGUGCCAAUUCCACACUGCGUGCUGAGGAGGCCUACAUUUCACAGAAUAAGCAAGCAAUGGCCCAGAAGGAUGGAAAGGGUGGACAGGCUUCAUCUCCAUACAGCAAGAGCAGAUGGUAGAAACUUCAGCCUUGAUGUCAGCAGGUCCAGUUCUUCAAGGAUGGAUUGCAAAAUCUGCCUUUGUGAAAGAGCAUCACGGUUUCAGUUUGCCUUUGGGAUGACAUCAUGGAAGCUGAGAUAAUGCUUAACCCAAGUGCUUUGCUUGACUUCCUUUUCUUAUGUGUAACCCAAGUGCUCUGCUUGACUUCUGCUAUAGAAAAUUUGGAUCACUCCAUUGACAUGCACCAUUGAGGGGGAUUAUUGGUAUAUACUUGAUGGUGAGACUUCUACUCUUCUUGGAAGCUUCAAUCAAGCUCUCUUUAGUGCCCUCUCUCCAGUACAGCCAAUCAGUUCAUUAGAGCCCCCUCUUUUAACCCCACACCCUUUGAACGACCAUGGUGACUCUCUUGCUUUUCACCUUCUCCUACAAUCUUCCUUCCCCCCACCUGUGCUGCAAAAUUAGGCCUUUUCUGGUAAAGUAAUGAUCUUGCACAAGUUACAGCCAACCACAGUGGAUAAUUUGGAGUACCUUCCUUUCCACCUUGUUGCCAGAUCUCACAAAGAAGUUUUUCACAGCUGAAAGUUACAUGGAGUUCCACAAGGAUGCUGGUCUUGCAGAAAAAGAGACUUAUCAUUUGGAGAAAGACUUCUGGGACUCUAGUCUUAAGUUGUGGUCAGCUCUCCUAUAGUCUUCUUCCUGCCUUUGGACCAAGCCCUGGAGUUUCACAAUAACAUGUUGCUCCCAGAUUCUUUGUUUGUCUUCUCUGCUUAUCCUACAACACAAAUUAAGGCAGCAAUACAGACUUUUUAUGCUUGGACUUCAUAAUUACUCUGAAUCUUAUUGGAAGAAGAUGAUGUGUGGGUGGCUUGAACUGACUUUCUGGGUAACAUCUAAGAGGUCUUAGGCUGCAGUCACACUGCAUAAUUAAUGCAGUUUGACAUUGCUUUAACUGUCAUAGCUCCAUCGUAUGGAAUUCUGGGAUUUGUUGUUUGUUAUGGUACCAGAACUCUCCAACAGGAAAAGCUACAUAUCUCACAAAACUACAAAUUCCAGAAUUACAUAGCAUUGAGCUAUGCCAGUUAAAGUGGUGUCAAAUUGCAUUAUUCCUGUAGUGUAGAUGCAGCUCUAUAUUUUCAAUUUACUGGUGUCUGAUCUGAUAUUGUCCAUUAACGUCCAAGAGGCAACAACUGAUGAGUAAAGCACGGAGUAAUAGAUUAUGUAUAGUACUCUGAAUAUUCAAAUGGUAUUCCCUAAUUCCCAUGCAGUUUAGCAAUUGUGGGAGAUCUAUGAUAUUUGCUAUUUGGUGAACAGCUGCUUCUGGUCAACAGGAAGCCUUCUCAGUCCCCACCCCCCUCUGUCUGUCACAUUUACUUUGUCAGGUGCAUGAAGUAUUAGCAUCAGGUUAUGCAUGUAGGAAACGUUCCAUUUUGGAUUACAGCUCCCAGAAUCCUCUGGCCAGUGAACUAGGUGUGUGUGUAUUUUGGGAGUUAUACUCCAAAAGGUAAUUCUCCUAAACUCUGCAUGUAAGUUGAGAGAGUAAAGAGAAAGAGAGGGAGUAAUCUCAUUACAGGUAGAAUGAAGCCAGAGGCCCUGACAGGGCAAGAGAUGAGGUGUAUUGCAGAACUGUGCACCAUGUUAUCAUUGCUUCGCUUUUGAAAGGUGAAGCGGCUGAAUUGGGAUUCUUUGGCAGAUGUGAUUCUCUCAAAAUUUGGCUCCAGAGCAACUGAGUAUGGUCAGCUCAGUGCAGAAAGCUACUAGCUCUGUUUAGUGGCCUUUGUCUAUUCCUUACCCAUUGGAAAUAGGUCACACCCACUCUGAGUCUUUUCUGCUUUUGAAUGGAUCUGCUAUCUUUUGAGCUGUGAAUAGUAAAGUGACAUGCAGUCAUCCAUUGCUGGACUGUCUAGUUCUGAACACACUUGGUAAUAACAAAAACAAUCCUGUCCCCCAGUCUCUGCCUUGUACCCAUGUAUGCAUCUGCCAACUGAGGGUGGCACUUUUUGUAUCUGAUGAAGGGGCUCUGGCCCACAUAAUAUCUGCCACAGUAAAUCUGUCAGUCAGAUUCUUUAUCAUUAGCAGCACCCUGAUAUCACAUUUUCCCACACACUUCUAUGUGCUAGUUGCUGGGCUAUGUCCUGAGCAUGGUCUUUAUGCAUCCUGCAUAUGCAUCCUAGUGUGCUACCGUUUAUCCUUCUUGCUUUGGAGAGGAAAGAGGUGUUGUUUCUCCCCAGAGUAUGUUUUUUUCCUGUUGCAGGGCCCAAGCUGAAAAAAGUUUGAAUAACAAUAGUGAGGAAGCACUGCAUAUUCCAAGCAAUGCCUUUUCAAUGGUCCUCUCAAGGCCCCUGAGAUUGGUGUCUUCAGUGCCUUUGGCCGAUGAGCCAUCCUUUUCUCUUAAACUCUCUAUCUGAGCAGGCUCUAUUUACAACGGGAGGGAAGGACCAUUUCCGACCUGUAGAGUUUGCCCUGUGUCUUUGUGCUCAGAAUAUGAAGGGCCAAUUUAUGCUCUCCAUGGCAGGUCAUAAAGACUUGCAUUGAAUUAUGAUUUCUGCCCACCCUUGCUGAGAAUGAAGUUCUAGAUUUUGCUGUAUGUAUGUAUGUGCACAUAACAUUUGGGUGAGACAGUCUUUAUACAGAUAAUGAUGUAUGAUAUGAUCUUUCUCUGUUUUUUGUUUUUUUCAAUAAGGGUUGUGAGUGAAUGGUAGGAAGAAAAGGAGAAGUGUAUGAGAGAGCGAGAGUGAAAGAGACUGUGUUUAAUCUAAGUGUUAUUUAAGUGGGGGUGGGGGAAGGAAGCGUGUCCUCCUAGGACGUGGCUUUUUUAGCCCAGAGCUAUCUGACAAAUUAAAUCCAUUUUUUCCUAAA
Sceloporus undulatus (fence lizard) is the source of this 4872-nucleotide messenger RNA. It is a transcript of the gene GPRC5C, whose product is annotated as G protein-coupled receptor class C group 5 member C. Gene Ontology annotation, cellular component: signaling receptor complex; extracellular exosome; plasma membrane. The coding region runs from base 738 to 2036 and encodes 432 amino acids. Gene Ontology annotation, biological process: G protein-coupled receptor signaling pathway. The transcript has 5 exons. The record is from RefSeq and is a predicted model, not a curated record. Gene Ontology annotation, molecular function: protein kinase activator activity; G protein-coupled receptor activity. Lineage: Eukaryota; Metazoa; Chordata; Lepidosauria; Squamata; Phrynosomatidae.